CGCAUCUGAUGACGCGGCGCGCAGGCGGUCAGCUGCCCGGCGGGACUCAGCCUGAGCCUGAGUUGCUCAACGCGGACGGACACACCGCCAAAAAACGAAAGCAUCUCACUCAGAAGUGAGAGCCCACCAUGGGAUGUGAAGACUGAGGAACAGCCACCAUGAUUGGAGGACUGUUCAUCUACAAUCACAAGGGGGAGGUCCUGAUCUCCCGAGUCUACCGGGAUGACAUAGGACGGAAUGCAGUGGACGCGUUCCGGGUGAAUGUGAUCCACGCCCGCCAGCAGGUACGCUCGCCCGUAACCAACAUCGCCCGCACCAGCUUCUUCCACGUCAAGCGCUCCAACAUCUGGCUGGCUGCUGUUACCAAGCAGAAUGUCAACGCCGCCAUGGUCUUCGAGUUCCUCUACAAAAUGUGUGACGUGAUGACGGCCUACUUCGGCAAGAUCAGCGAGGAGAACAUCAAGAACAACUUUGUGCUGAUCUACGAGCUGCUGGACGAGAUUCUGGAUUUUGGAUACCCUCAGAACUCUGAGACUGGAGCGCUGAAGACGUUUAUCACACAGCAGGGCAUCAAAGGUCAGCAUCAGACUAAAGAGGAGCAGUCCCAGAUCACCAGCCAGGUGACCGGUCAAAUCGGCUGGCGUCGCGAGGGAAUCAAAUACCGCCGCAACGAGCUGUUCCUGGAUGUGCUGGAGAGUGUGAACCUGCUCAUGUCUCCACAGGGUCAGGUCCUGAGUGCACACGUGUCUGGCCGCGUGGUCAUGAAGAGCUACCUGAGCGGGAUGCCUGAGUGCAAAUUCGGCAUGAACGACAAAAUCGUCAUCGAUAAGCAGGGCAAGGGCGGAGCUGGCGACGACACCGGGAAGAGUGGGAAGCAGUCCAUAGCCAUCGAUGACUGCACCUUCAAUCAGUGCGUCCGUCUCAGCAAGUUCGACUCGGAGCGCAGCAUCAGUUUCAUUCCUCCUGACGGAGAGUUCGAGCUCAUGAGGUAUCGAACCACUAAGGACAUCAUCUUGCCCUUCCGGGUCAUCCCGCUGGUCCGCGAGGUCGGCCGCACCAAGCUGGAGGUGAAAGUGGUCAUCAAGUCCAACUUCAAGCCCUCACUGCUGGCACAGAAGAUUGAGGUGCGCAUCCCGACCCCUCUGAACACGAGUGGAGUGCAGGUGAUCUGCAUGAAGGGGAAAGCGAAGUACAAGGCCAGCGAGAACGCCAUUGUGUGGAAGAUCAAGCGCAUGGCUGGAAUGAAGGAGUCUCAGAUCAGCGCUGAGAUUGAGCUGCUGCCCACCAACGACAAGAAGAAGUGGGCCCGUCCUCCAAUUUCAAUGAACUUUGAGGUCCCGUUUGCGCCGUCCGGUCUGAAGGUGCGCUACCUGAAGGUGUUCGAGUCCAAGCUGAACUACAGUGAUCACGAUGUCAUUAAAUGGGUCCGCUACAUCGGCCGCAGCGGCAUCUACGAGACGCGCUGCUGAUCGGCUCGCUGGCCAGAGGGGCCGGUCGUCUUCUGGCCCUUGUGUCUCGCCUUUCCUCUCGAGAUAUGUGGAUCAGUUAUACACAUAAAAUUAAAAAAACACACACAGAAAGACAAAAUAAUGAAUUAUGCAAAAUGUGAAACGUAUCCUGCCUGGCGGUAUGAGUGUAUUAACGAAGAGGCCCAGCAUUCAGAGCAGGGAGCCACAGUUUGGUGAGAAAACAACCACUUUACCCAAAAUGUAGUCCAUCAACCCAAGACAAGUAGACUGCUUCUGCAUUGGAGCCACAAAGCUAACGUUGCUAACAAGUAAUGGAAGCUUAUAGCCCACCAGUUGGUGUCAUAGUGGUUAUAAGCUUUCAUUACUUGUGCAAAACCUGUCUUGGCUGAUCAACUAUAUCCGGAGUGAUGUGGAAAACAUCUCAAUUUGUUUUUUCAUCAGACUAUUCCUUUAAGACCAGAGUGACCAGAGCGAGUGGUCUCUUAUGCACUCUUUCAGUGUGUGGUGGACUUUUGGAGGUCAAGCUCGGGUCUUGUGGGGCCACAGCAAUCUAGACUUGAGUCCGAGUGGUAUUUCACAAAGCAAAGACCAGCUGUGAUUUCCGUUGGCCAGAUAACUUAAGCCCAAACUCAUACCUGUCUGAUAGGAGAAGAGGUAAGGGACAGUCAUACUGGACAAUCCUAACUUUAGACCUAAGUUAUCAAGCUAGACUGAGAAAUGCUCUUUUGUGAACCAUCUGGGUUUGUUAUAUGGGGCGCUGUGGCCUCCAGGACUAAAAUCUGACAGCCUUUAGAGGUUGUUCGGCCCGUCCAUAGAGGUCAGCUGGCUUUUAAUCUGUGCUCAUUCUUCACUGGUCACUCUCUCUGUGUCUGAUCUCCCGCUCUGUAACAUGGUGACUGUUCAGUAAAAAUGUAUAAUGGAAAA
Messenger RNA from Colossoma macropomum (tambaqui), 2393 nucleotides. RefSeq names its product adaptor related protein complex 2 subunit mu 1a (gene ap2m1a). Gene Ontology annotation, biological process: clathrin-dependent endocytosis; intracellular protein transport. Lineage: Eukaryota; Metazoa; Chordata; Actinopteri; Characiformes; Serrasalmidae. The transcript is spliced from 12 exons. Gene Ontology annotation, molecular function: clathrin-cargo adaptor activity. The record is from RefSeq and is a predicted model, not a curated record. The coding region runs from base 159 to 1469 and encodes 436 amino acids. Gene Ontology annotation, cellular component: AP-2 adaptor complex; cytoplasmic vesicle.